UCAGCGCCUUCUGACAAAUCUGCCAUCUGGAUUAGAGCAAAGGGAAGAUUUAUAUUUAUGUCUCAUUUUGUGUGGAUUAUGCGGAAACGUUGGAACCCGUCGAACAGUUUGAUAAAAGAAGAAAAAAAAAAGGAUUUCUAAGUGAGGUUUGGUUUGGUUCAGGGCGCAGCCUGCAUUGAAAAUCUGCAAUUUUCUUGCAUCCUUUUUGUUGUUGUUUCACUCUUGAGAGUCCAGGAUGAUGCAUUCGAAGCAGAAGGCUUUCAGAGGAAGGAUGUAGCUGCUAUUGUGGAUGGGACACACCUAAUGACCAAGUAGCUGCAGGAUGAAAACAUGGCUGCACCCCUUCUUGCACCGCCAGGACCUGAUAGCUUCAAGAAGUUCACGAGGGAAUCUUUGGUGGUCCUUGAGCAGCGCCUCAAAGAGGAGAAGAACAAGAAGCCACCCAAGCAGGACAGCAGCUACCGCGACGACGAUGACGAGAAUAAACCCAAACCCAACAGCGACCUGGAGGCCGGGAAGAGCCUGCCCUACAUCUAUGGGGACAUCCCUAAAGGAAUGGUGGCGGUACCACUGGAGGAUUUGGAUCCGUUCUACCUGAACUCUCAAAAAACAUUUAUAGUGAUAAAUAAAGGGAAGACAAUCUUCCGUUUUAGUGCCACACCUGCCUUGUACUUCAUAAGUCCUUUCAAUCUGGCUAGGCGAAUAGCUAUUAAAAUUUUGAUACAUUCUCUUUUCAGCAUGAUCAUUAUGUGUACUAUUUUGACCAACUGUAUAUUCAUGACCUUUAGUGAUCCCCCUGAGUGGUCAAAACAAGUAGAAUACACAUUCACAGGAAUUUAUACAUUUGAGUCUCUUGUAAAAAUCACCGCACGUGGAUUCUGUAUAGAUAAUUUUACAUUCCUAAGAGAUCCAUGGAAUUGGCUGGAUUUCAUGGUCAUUUCGAUGGCAUAUGUAACAGAGUUUGUGGACCUGGGCAAUGUAUCUGCGCUGAGAACGUUCAGAGUUCUCCGAGCAUUGAAAACUAUCUCUGUCAUUCCAGGCCUGAAGACCAUUGUGGGAGCUCUGAUCCAGUCUGUGAAGAAGCUUUCAGAUGUGAUGAUCCUCACCGUCUUCUGCUUGAGCGUGUUCGCCCUGAUCGGCCUUCAGCUCUUCAUGGGGAACCUGCGGCAGAAGUGCGUCAUCUGGCCAAUCAACCUCAAUGGGACUUACCUGAACAACGGCAGCAAGGGCUUUGACUGGAACGAGUACAUCAACAACGACACCAAUUUCUACUUCCUGCCUGGUCAGCUGGACGCUCUGCUCUGUGGGAACAGCUCCGACUCUGGCCGCUGCCCGGAGGGCUACAUGUGCAUGAAAGCUGGGAGGAAUCCAAACUACGGCUACACCAGCUUUGACAGCUUCGGCUGGGCCUUCCUGGCUCUCUUCCGACUCAUGACGCAGGACUUCUGGGAGAACCUGUACAUGCUGACCUUGAGGGCUGCAGGAAAGACCUACAUGAUCUUCUUCGUCUUGGUGAUCUUUGUGGGCUCGUUCUACUUGGUGAAUCUGAUUCUGGCUGUGGUAGCCAUGGCUUACGAGGAGCAGAACCAGGCCACCAUGGAGGAGGCUGCGCAGAAGGAGGAGGAGUUUAAGGCCAUGCUGGAGCAGCUCAAGAAACAGCAGGAGGAGCAGACUGCGCCCCCUGCAACCUCUGCUGGCACGGUGUCGGAGGAUGCGGUGGAGGACGACGGAGGAGGCCGUCUGUCUGUCAGCUCUUCGGAGAUGUCGAAGCUCAGCUCCAAGAGUGCCAAAGAGCGCCGCAACCGCAAAAAGAAGUGGCGGCAGAAGGAGCAGGAGAAGGAGAAAGGCGACAGCGAGAAGUUUGUGAAGUCCGAGUCGGAUGACGGCAGCAAGAGGAGCCGCUUCCGUUUCCCUGAUAACCGCUUGGGUCGAAAGUCUUCCAUUAUGAACCAGUCCCUCCUGAGCAUUCCCGGCUCGCCUUUCCUCUCCCGUCACAACAGCAAGAGCAGCAUCUUCAGCUUCAAGGGCCGCAGCAAGGACAUGGGCUCCGAGACCGAAUUUGCCGACGACGAGCACAGCACGGUGGAGGAGUGCGAGGAGCGCCGCGGCUCCCUCUUCAGCCCCUACCGGCGGAGCAGCUACACCGGUUUCCACGGGAAGAGGAACAGCACGGUGGAUUGCAACGGAGUGGUGUCGCUCAUCGGCCCAGGGCCCGGUGGACGCCUUCUGCCUGAGGUGAAAAUAGAUAAGGCAGCUUCUGACAGCAGUCCGACUACUGAGGUUGAGGUGAAGAAGAAGCUGUCGGGCUCCCUGAUGGUGUCUGUGGACCAGCUCAAUACCUCCUUUGGGCGGAAAGAGCGGGCCAACAGUGUCAUGAGCGUCAUUACCAACACAUUAGCGGAGGAACUGGAGGAGUCUCAGCGGAAGUGUCCGCCAUGCUGGUAUAAGUUUUCUAACACAUUCCUGAUCUGGGAAUGUUCCCCAACUUGGAUUAAGAUCAAGGAGAUUGUAAACUUGAUAGUCAUGGAUCCCUUCGUGGACCUGGCCAUCACUAUCUGUAUCGUCCUCAACACCCUCUUCAUGGCCAUGGAGCACUACCCCAUGACGUCCGACUUUGAGGACAUGCUGUCUGUUGGCAAUCUGGUGUUCACAGGGAUCUUUGCAGGGGAGAUGCUUUUCAAGCUUGUGGCUAUGGAUCCGUACUACUAUUUCCAGGAGGCCUGGAACUGUUUUGAUGGAUUCAUUGUGACGCUGAGUUUAGUGGAGCUGGCUCUGGCUGAUGUUGAAGGCCUCUCUGUGCUGCGAUCAUUCCGAUUGCUGAGAGUGUUUAAGUUGGCCAAGUCCUGGCCAACUCUCAACAUGCUGAUCAAGAUCAUUGGUAACUCGGUGGGAGCCUUGGGAAACCUGACUCUGGUGCUGGCCAUCAUCGUCUUCAUUUUUGCUGUGGUGGGCAUGCAGCUGUUUGGAAAGAGCUACAAAGACUGUGUGUGUAAGAUUGCUGCUGACUGCGAGCUGCCUCGCUGGCACAUGAACGACUUCUUCCACUCGUUCCUGAUCGUCUUCCGGGUGCUGUGUGGAGAGUGGAUCGAGACCAUGUGGGACUGCAUGGAGGUAGCGGGGCAGGGAAUGUGCCUCAUCGUGUUUAUGAUGGUCAUGGUCAUCGGUAACCUGGUGGUGUUGAAUCUGUUCCUUGCCUUGCUGCUGAGCUCGUUCAGCGCAGACAACUUGGCUGCGACAGAUGACGACGGUGAGCCUAACAACCUCCAGAUCUCUGUCAUGCGCAUUAAAAAGGGAAUUGCCUGGAUAAAAGCUAAGGUGCGCAUACUGGCGGCGAGCCUGCUGCGGAAACCUCCCAUGGAGGACGAGCAGAAGCCUCUGGAGGACAUGUGUGACACCAAGGUGAACUACAUUGGCAAUCACACCGGGGUCGACAUCAAACGUGACCUGGAUUACGCCAAGAAUGGAAACGGGACCACCAGCGGCAUCGGCAGCAGCGUGGGCAAGUACAUGAUUGAUGAGGACCACAUGUCGUUCAUCCACAACCCCAAUCUAACAGUCUGCGUGCCCAUUGCUGUUGGCGAGUCUGACUUUGAGAACCUCAACACAGAGGAUUUCAGCAGCGAGUCAGACAUUGAGAACAGCAAAGAGCUGGACGACACCAGCUCGUCAGAGGGCAGCACCAUCGACAUCAAGCCAGACGUAGAGGAGGUGGUGGUAGUGGAGACGGUGGAGGAAUACAUGGAACCAGAACCAUGCUGGACAGACGCCUGCGUGGCCAAAUAUAAAUGCUGCGACGUUGACAUCACCAUGGGCUGGGGGAAGAACUGGUGGUUCCUGAGGAAAACCUGCUACCUGAUCGUGGAGCACAACUGGUUCGAGACCCUCAUCAUCUUCAUGAUCCUCCUCAGUAGUGGUGCCCUGGCCUUUGAGGAUGUGUACAUUGAGCAGAGGAAGACCAUUCGCAUCAUUUUGGAGUACGCCGACAGGGUUUUCACCUACAUCUUCAUCCUGGAGAUGUUGCUGAAGUGGGUUGCCUAUGGCUUUGUCAAGUAUUUCACCAAUGCUUGGUGCUGGCUGGACUUCUUCAUUGUAGAUGUGUCUAUAGUCAGCCUUGUAGCUAAUGCGCUGGGCUACUCCGAUCUAGGGCCCAUUAAAUCACUCAGGACACUAAGGGCCUUGAGACCCCUCAGAGCCUUGUCACGUUUUGAAGGGAUGAGGGUGGUAGUCAACGCCUUGGUGGGUGCCAUCCCUUCCAUUAUGAAUGUGUUGCUGGUUUGCCUCAUCUUUUGGCUGAUUUUCAGUAUCAUGGGGGUCAACUUGUUUGCGGGCAAGUACUACUACUGUUUCAAUCAGACGUCAGAGGAAUAUUUUGACAUCGAAGUUGUCAACAACAAGACCCAGUGUGAGGCGCUUAUUAGAGAUAACCAUACUGAGGUCAGGUGGAAGAACGUCAAGAUCAACUUUGACAAUGUGGGCGCUGGCUACCUCGCCUUGUUGCAAGUGGCCACAUUCAAGGGUUGGAUGGACAUAAUGUACGCUGCAGUGGAUUCCAGAAAUGUGGAAGACCAGCCCAAAUAUGAAGUCAACAUUUACAUGUACAUCUACUUUGUUGUCUUCAUCAUUUUCGGGUCCUUCUUCACCCUGAACCUCUUCAUUGGUGUGAUCAUUGACAACUUCAACCAGCAGAAGAAAAAGUUUGGAGGUCAGGAUAUCUUCAUGACGGAGGAACAGAAGAAGUACUACAACGCCAUGAAAAAGUUGGGCUCCAAAAAGCCACAGAAGCCCAUCCCUCGACCACAGAACAAGAUCCAGGGAUACGUGUUUGACUUUGUGACGCAGCAGGUCUUUGACAUCUCUAUCAUGAUACUGAUCUGCCUCAACAUGGUCACUAUGAUGGUGGAAACAGACGAUCAGUCAGAACAAACAGAAAUGGUUCUCUACUGGGUCAACUUCAUCUUCAUCGUGGUCUUCACCACAGAGUUCUUGCUGAAGCUUUUCGCGCUACGCCAUUAUUACUUCACCAACGGAUGGAACAUCUUCGACGUGGUGGUUGUCAUCCUCUCUAUCGUCGGUAUGUUCCUGGCUGACAUCAUUGAGAAGUACUUUGUGUCACCGACCUUGUUCAGGGUCAUCAGGUUGGCUCGUAUUGGCCGGAUCCUGCGUCUGAUCAAAGGAGCUAAAGGCAUCCGGACUUUGCUCUUCGCCCUGAUGAUGUCCUUGCCGGCCUUGUUCAACAUCGGCCUGCUACUUUUCCUGGUCAUGUUCAUCUUCUCCAUCUUUGGCAUGUCCAACUUCGGCUAUGUAAAGCACGGAGCGGGUAUCGACGACCUGUACAACUUCGAAACCUUCGGCAACAGCAUGAUCAUCCUGUUCAUGAUCACCACGUCGGCCGGCUGGGACGGCUUGCUGCUGCCAAUUCUGAACUACCCGCCGGACUGCGACCCCAGCUUGGAGAACCCUGGCACUUCGGUGAAGGGCAACUGUGGGAAUCCCUCAGUGGGGAUUUUCUUUUUUGUCAUGUACAUUAUUAUUUCUUUCCUGAUCGUGGUUAACAUGUACAUUGCCAUCAUUCUGGAGAACUUCAGCGUGGCCACUGAGGAAAGUGCCGAUCCUCUCAGUGAGGACGACUUUGAGACCUUCUAUGAGAUCUGGGAGAAAUUUGAUCCCACUGCCUCCCAGUUCAUUAGUUUCGCCAAGCUGCCUGACUUUGCCGACGCUUUGGAGCACCCGCUUCGCGUGCCGAAGCCCAACACUAUAGAACUGAUCGCCAUGGACAUGCCUAUGGUGAGUGGCGAUCGCAUUCACUGCCUCGACAUCCUGUUUGCCUUCACGAAGCGUGUGCUGGGCGACAGCGGCGAGCUGGACAUGCUGCGGACGCAGAUGGAGGAGCGCUUCGUGGCCGCCAACCCGUCCAAGGUGUCGUACGAGCCCAUCACCACGACGCUGCGCCGUAAGCAGGAGGACGUAUCUGCCAGAAUCAUCCAGAACGCCUACCGCACCCAUCUCAUCAGGCGCGGCAUCAUCUUCAAGCGGCACAUUUUAUCUAGUAACAAGCUUGAGAACGGCGGGACCAACCAGGAGAAGAAGGAGAGCACGCCAUCCACGGCCUCUCUUCCGUCCUACGACAGUGUGACCAAACCUGACAAAGAGAAGCAGGACAAAAGCAAGGAGGACUGGGCCAGGAAAGAGAAGGACAAGAACCAGAAAGAUGAGUGGGAAUCCAAAUGUUAGGAUCCAGUGACUCCAAAAUCUCAAUUUAAACACAACGAGAACAGACUUUGGGCCCAGACACCCAACAAAUGUAGAAAAACCAUUUGCAAGUAAGAUUAAAAUCAAGGAGGAAAAAAAAAAAAAAAAAUGUUUACAUACUCAAAUAUACUGAGGCAAUGUGGUUUCCUAUGUUGUCAAAGACGGCUGAACCAAACGCAAUCAGUUUACUGUGGAACUUCUGCUGCACAGCGACCAAGUUCAUAGAAAUGAGGAGUAAACACAAAAAAACAGGAACUCACGCAUUUCUUUGGGGGACCAACUGCCACAGAAUCCACCGCUCGACGUUUGGAGCGCUGCGGAUCUCCUGCCACCACCGAGUGUGGAUUAACCCUGCUGCAACGCUCCGGCGCCGUGGCACUGGAUCGCUCGGAUCCCGACAGAACUGUGUCAGCAGUCUAAAGGAGGGGUCUGUAACUCCUGAGUUUACUGUCUUUAUCAAGAAGAGAAGCAUAAUCACCCUGAGGAAGUUUAGCUUUUUGACGGAUGCACUAGAGGCGGGGAGGAGACAAAGAGUUUUAUUUUUCAUUCAUUUGAUUAAAUGUGCAUCUUCACAUUAUUUGAGCAGCAAAAAAAAUAAUAAGAUAACAUUUAUCCCAUGUCAUUGGUCUUUUCAUCCACUCUUUGUAAUACUGAUGCUGAAAAAGACUUUUUCUAACAUGGGCUCUCACGCUGGAAUGGGUACGACUCACUAGUCUGUGUAAUUUGGAUGGAGUUCCUGAUAAAAAUAAUUUUUGUGCUUGUUAAAUGCAUAGAAAUGACUUGCAUGAAGGCAUGUUUUGAUCAGGAGUCAUGCAUGAGUAAUCAUAGUCCACAAGACACUAAUUGUCAGACCACCGCAGUGGCUCAAUUAAGCGCUUGAGACUGUCCGCCGAGGAAGCUAGGAGAACCGCAAAUGGAGAAUGCAGUUUUAGGAAAUAUUACAGAAUGACAUUUGUAUUUCACAAAUUUUUACCUGAUUUAUUUCAACCUCUGCUGAAGUGAACAUGGGAAUAAUCAACGCAGGCGCUCAGAGCCACGGUCUUGGUUGGAGUCUCUGAAUGUUGAUAGCUUUGAAGGUUUGCGGCGCAGGCAGAAUAUCCUCAUGUUGAGGCUGCACAGCACUUGGAAGGACAUUCAAGCAGUUCUGAUCAAAUCUGAGGAUUUCUUGGUGAACUUAUUGCCAUUUAAACUGUCUCUUUCCUCACUGAACUCUGGUGAAUGCCAUAACCAUGAGAGCAGGGGAUGUAUCACGCCAAGGAAUCCAAAAUCCAGUGUGCUCAAUUAUUGGUAGGUGUCCCAUCUGCUGCAGAGGGAUCAGGUAUAAGAUUUGAAUUUUCGUUUCGGUUGCUUUUUUUUCCUUUUGUGUUCUUGUUUCAAAGCAAGAGGAAGGACUUAAAACUGUGUUGAGGCGAAGGCAGUAGGUAAUAGUUUUACUGAGCAACUUUCCCUGAAGAUAGUCGUAUUUACAAUGUGAGUUCAGCGUAAGAUUGUCCUUGGGAUGCGUGUUUCAGGCCGUGCUGUUUAGAAAAUUUGAGUUGUUAGCUUUACAUAUAUAUUUUUAAAAAGCCUUUAAGUCUUUCACUGAUGUCCAUAUGAUGCAAUCUUUCCCAAAAAUAAAAGGAUCGGUGAAAGUGACAUCUGAUACAGCAGAGGUAGCAGAAAAUUUUUGCAGGGACAUGUCUUGUGCUUAGCAUGUGUGGAAAGUGUGGACUAGGAGGAACUGUGAGGCUUCAGGGAUGGGUGAAAAAUACCAGCGGACCAAUAUGUAGAUCGAGACCCUCCCUUCAGUGUUUCCGACUGACUGCCAUGAGAACAAGAGAUGAAGGCGAGAGCAGCAGGCGGUGAAGGUGCUUUUUGGUCUGAACUGGGAGUGCUGAAAGUCCCAUGUUUGUCAGUGUAUCAUUGUGCUUCUGUGGGACCUCUUUGAACACUGUGUGGUCUUGCACCAUCUCUUCGCGAACCUGCAGGCUUUCGAAACGCUUAUCACCUGCCUAAAACGAGAGACAGAGGUAGAGGAGUGGGAAAUUAUGAGCAGACCUCACGUCGAAGCAGCUAUGUUGUCUAAAUAAGCUUUGUGGGUGUUUUUCACAAAUAAACUGGAGGCUUCGCCAACUGCCUCCAUCGACGUCCUGCCACUUAUUUUCUACGCGGUGGAAAUGGUCCUAUUUCUUAGUGGAUGGUCAGACACAAACCUGGCAUCCGGCGUCACACCACUGUUGCCAUUUGGUGUGCUCAACACUGCCUGUACCAAUCUAUCCCCCCACCCCUGUACAACAGCAAAUGAGGUCUGUUUACAAUACGAGGUCUCUGAACCAGUUUGGCGGCUGCACACUGAAACCAAAUACAUUCCCAAUGAGGACCACAGGAGGAGCGAGUAAGGUCAUCCAAACUUACCCAUGUUCAUCUUGGAUGUAAUAUUUUAGAGUUAUAAACAUUCACGUUUAAAAAAUAUGAAAAAAGUAAAAAAAAACAAACAAAAAAAACCAUAAAAGAAAAAAAAAAACCCACAUGUAUAUGUACAGUGCAGGCUAUGAUGUAAAUGGCACAAUCGCUGAAAAAGAAUGAACUUUUUGAGAGAAGCUAUAAAUAUUGUAUUAUAUUGUUUUAUUUUAAUGGCAUGCUUUGUUGUGUUUUUUUGUAAAUACAGAAUUUUAAAAAUGUUACUACUAAUAAUCAAAAAGUGAAUAAUAACAAUAAUAUAGAAUGGCUUCCAGCUAUGCCCUUUGUCACAUUUGUUACUUUUUGGAUUUUUUGAGACACUUUUCACUUUGUUGACGGAAACUGAAUGAAAUAUAGAUAUUAUAUAAUUCAAAAAGAUAUAUACAUGUAUACAUAUGUGUCUAUAUGUAUAUACAUAAAACAGGAGAACACUGUCACAUUUGAUUUAUGUGCAACACAUUCACGUGGAUGUCUAAAGAAAAAAGAAAAUUUACAAACUGGUUGUUUCCAGCACUCUUCUCAAUGUUGGGGGGGAAAAAAAAUAGCUCAUGUGCAAUGUUACUGGAUGUAGCCUGAUCAUGACUUUAAAAGGAUAUUGUUACCAGCACAUUUAUCACUUAACUGUUGUAUCUAUCACAUUCAGAGCACACACACCAUUCCUACAGACACACUUCAAGGAAACUCUCUUCACUGCCCACCAACUUUACAGGUGAUUUUAUUCCAAGAUGACGUCAACAAGCGUGACUGACUUGUUCUUACAUACUAUGAUACUGCCACCUAAACACACACACACACACACACGCAUGCAAACAUGAGUGCCAUUGCAGCUCAACACACCUGCAGUCAUUUUCUCAUCAUCAUCACUAUCCUUUAGUUGAACGGUUCGUUUCUCGUGUUCCACUCUAUGGCAUGUGCCUUUUUUCUGCUUUUUCUGCAAAUUUGGAUGUCAAUGCCACUCUGAAGAAAAAAAAAAAAAAACUAACAAUGAGAAACAUGUGUCUAAAUUGAGGAGGGUGGGGAUUUCUCUUUUUUUUUUCUUUCUUUUUGGGGUGGGGUUGAUUAAUCAGGAAUGUGAGGUCAGGUGUACAAGUGGAGGAUCUUCCAGAAAUUCAGCUCCCAUCGUUCUAUUUAUGAGUGUGUGAUGUUAACAGAAAAAAAACAACUAACUCGAAAAAAUAUUUAAAAAAUGUCCUGUUCUUAGUGCUACACGUGUCACUCACUUGGCUUGUGAAAAAGCAGCUUGCCUUCUGUAUUUUGGUUUGAUUUCUUCCGUAUUUCUGUUUCCAUCUGAAAUUUAUUUUUGUAUCAAUAAUUGAUUAUAGGAGUUAUUCUUUUUUAGCAUGGUUUAUUAUGAGCUUUUUUUUUUCUUUUUGCUGAAAAAAAAAUUACUUAAAAAAAGUGCUUUUCAAACUGUUAUCAUUUGACACCGUGACAAAAGAGGAUAUACAGUACAAUACGAUGGUGUGUUGCACAACCACUUGGACUCUUGGUUUAGAAUAUAUGAAAGAUUGUCUUCAUUUGAGCACGAAACUUUUUAUUACCAAUAAAGCAGCCUUCCAGUUACAA
Messenger RNA from Xiphophorus hellerii (green swordtail), 10254 nucleotides. It is a transcript of the gene scn8aa, whose product is annotated as sodium channel, voltage gated, type VIII, alpha subunit a. The record is from RefSeq and is a predicted model, not a curated record. The coding region runs from base 331 to 6231 and encodes 1966 amino acids. The transcript is spliced from 27 exons. NCBI's taxonomy places the organism in Eukaryota, Metazoa, Chordata, Actinopteri, Cyprinodontiformes, Poeciliidae. Gene Ontology annotation, molecular function: voltage-gated sodium channel activity. Gene Ontology annotation, cellular component: plasma membrane; voltage-gated sodium channel complex. Gene Ontology annotation, biological process: membrane depolarization during action potential; sodium ion transmembrane transport; neuronal action potential.